Molecule: messenger RNA, 7755 nt
Organism: Stylonychia lemnae
Lineage: Eukaryota; Ciliophora; Spirotrichea; Sporadotrichida; Oxytrichidae
Source: the annotation of a GenBank genome assembly
AUGAUAAUUUAGCAGAACUCAUAACAGUAGCAGUAAUAAUCAUAGCCACUUGCUACUUAAGUUCAAAUAAGAUAAAAUCUUGCCCUUAAAUAAAUUGAUCAGAACGCCUAACCUCUGUUAUCUCAAGCUUAACCUCUCUCACCAACAAACACAGCUAUCUCUGCAGCAAAUAGAUAAAGUCUAAUGGAUCAGAAACUCAUAAAUAAUGGUGGUAGACAGCAAGAACUAAAGGGAGUACCAAAUAUUGUGGGUCUAACCUCCAUAGAUUAUUCUUUAGAUGACCAAUUGAAGAUUGAACUUGAAAAAAUUCAAACCCCUUUAGACUUUUCUGAAUCAUAUUUAAGUAAUAUAUAUGAUGAAAACUCUGUUGAAUUCCCGUUUAAAUAAGGAGCAGAACUUCAAAAGCCAAACGAGCAUUACUAGCUAUUUAAAAUCAAUUUUAGAUUGCCCCAUUUAAUGUCCCUAGAGCACUUUGAAAUUUAACUUCAGAAUUAAAAUGCUGAGCUAUUUAGCAAAUAUUUUAAGUUUCUGACUAUUGAGACUUCCUAUCAUGAGCCAGCCAAUAAUACAAAUAAAUAAAAAUUACAUCUCAAAAGUGCAUUUAUGGACCUUAAUAAACAUAUUCUUGAAUUGAAUACAGCAGGUGUCUCUCAAAAUGUGAGUCUAGUAUUUUUAUACAACCUCAAAAAUCGUCCUAAUAUGAGAAUGAUUAUGGAAAUGACUGAAAAGAAAAAAGAGAAAAUGUUCUCAAAGACAGUUAAUGUUUCUGAAAAGAUCAAGAAUGAAAUACUACCUUUAUUGAAUGGUUCAGAUGAAGAUAUUGAUGAAUUAGAUGAUGAAGUUGCCAUGAUAUCUAACAAAAGAGGUGUGAAUGAAAAAUCUUAAAAUAGAGUGAGCAAUGAUAGACUAAAGGAUGUUAUAUCAACCGAUGAUAUCAAAGUUGAAUUCAAGGGUUAAUAAAAAUCAAAUCAACCUAAAAAAAACAGUAAACUUUAAGAAUAUCAAAGAACUACUUAAAAUACAAAUAAAAACUUGUUAAUCUAAACUUCAAGCCAGAGCAACAAUGAUGAAGAUGAUGAAGAAACUAGAAAUUUUAAUACUUUGCCUCGAAAUUAUUCUGAUCCAUUAAAUAAAGUACCAAUCAGUGUCCCCAAUCCAAGCUCAUAUAAUAAUGACAUUGAAUUUGGAACACAAUAAAUGGAAUAGCAUUUACUCUAAUAAGAUUUGAAUAAUGAUUAAGAUUCUUAAAAUCUUCAAUAUAAAUCUUAAAGUGAGAUUUUCCAUUUUGCAGAACAAGAAAUCUUUAGCCAAGGCUCUGAGUUGCAAUAAGAGAUUCGCCAAAUUUUGCAAAAGACUGUACAGAGCAUCAAAGUUACUGGCUUCAACUGCAAUAAUAUUCCUGCUAUUACUAAUAUGACUCACUUUAUCAAUUAGUCAUUUCUUCUUAAGUAAAAGAAAUUAAUUGAUGAUGCUCUUGAAUAUGAAUUCAUGAGUGGCAUACUCAUGAUUAGUACUAAAAGAUUUACCUAAGCUUUAGAAGUUUUUAGGAAAAUUUAGUAUUAAUACAUUCUGAAGAUUGAAUCUCUUUAAAAAAACUAGAGUAACUCCACUGUGAAAUAAGCAAUAAAGAAACUAUUUGUAAAAUGUUCUAUUCUAGAGUUACUGAUUGCUGAAUCAAUGUGCCAGCCUAAUCAAGUAAAUGAUAAACUAUAGUCUCUUUAAAGAAUGGUUGAAUUAUAUCAAUGCAAGUUAGUCCCUAAAAUGACCUUUGCACCUUAAGUACUUUAGAGUGAAGAUCCAUUCUCAAUUAUGAUUAAAUUCUUACCAUAACUACUUAAAUUUACAGUAAUGUGCCUUACUCACAAAAAGGAGAUCGUCAAAAUGUCUGCUCUAAAGUUACUUGAGUAUAUACUAGAGACUCAAGGUUGUUCUCUAGAUUUAGCAAUGGUAUUUAUUCUGAAAGCUCUUAUGAAAACAUAUCCUACAAAUUGGCUUGAAUAAUAAUCAAAAGAAAAGGAUAAUCUAUUGCAUUAUGAAUCAUUUAGUGUUAAAGGUUUAACUUAAUCAGUUCAAGAAUUUUUCCAAUAUUAAGAAACAACUUCUGAAGCAAGAGAUUACUUUAAUAAGGAUGAACAUACUAAAUAUUCAUCAAUUAAAGAGCCUACCUCUGGAUUUUAAAAUGCACUGAAAAACGCUUAUAAUCAUGCCAUAGAAACCUAUAUCAGUGUAUUAAGUAGUAUUUCUUCACAUAUUCUUCAUCAGGUAUUCUAUGAAGUUAUCUUGCCUUAAGUAAUUGCUUCAACCCAGGAUAGAGGAGUCUAUGAUAUCAAAAUAUUUUCAAUAAAGAUUGCUGAGAAAAUAAUAACUAUAUGUUAGGGAGACUUAUUUUUGACUAAAGGAGUACUUGAAUAUUUCUUGCAAGCCGUUAUUCCUAAAAACCCAGCUGCUUCUUAAUCUUAGCCUGUUUCAGCUAAUACUAGUCAAAAUUAAAAUGAUACAAUCUAGACUUCAAUUAGAAACCUUUGGUCUAGUAUCAGGACUAAAGUAUUUACAAAUUACUCUUAAAAGGGCUUGAAGAUUUUGAUAGAAUGGCUUGUGGAUAAAAUGAGUUUAAUCGCUUAAAAUGCAUAGAAUAACGUUGGUCAGAAUUUACCAACAGAUGGAAGUUAAAAUCCAGACAUUUCAAAGAUCGAAAUAAAUGAUGAAGAAUGCCAGUAGCUACUUCAAUUAUUUGACAUAGUCUCAAUGAUCUCAAUUGGAAGGAAAAAUAAUGAAGCUGAAGCUAAUUCGUUGAUAAAGAUUAAGCAAGAAUACUGCUUAGAAUUAUAUGUGCUCAUUAAUCCACUGAUGUUUUGGCUUGAUUUCUCUGUUGAAAGAGAAGAUAGAUUCCCAUUAUUCAAAGCAAUAUAUUCUACUAUCAAAGAUGUUUUGGAUAAUCUACCACCGAAAAAGAAUGAUAUUGACUUGCUUUAAAUCAUGGAGCCUAUACUUUUAAGAACUAAAGAUUAUCUUAAAAAUAACUCACCUUCUUUGCAAAUGCUUAAGUUCUUAGACUUAGUUCUUAGAGAUAUUAAAUAACAAGGAUAUUGUCAAGGUAAUCCAGAGUUGCAGUAAUUCUUCCUGGAAAUGCUUGAUAACUUUGUUGGGUAUAUUUCUUAUUGCCUUCAUGAGGAAGUAUUUUCUGUAUUUGAUAAGUUAUUUGCUUUAAGCAGUGAAGUAGUAACCAAAGAUGUAACUAUAAAAUGCAUUUAAGCAUUAGUUGAUAAAUAUACAAUGAAGAACAGAGCUCAUAAGAAUAGUAUGACAAUAUUUAUGAAGAAUCUUUUAGAAGUAAGUGUAAAGGAACACCUAAAAAAUGAUCCCUCCAAUGAUACAGUUGGGGAUUCAGAUGAAGAUGUAGAUGACCAUAUCUCUAUAGAGUCCAAGAAUGGUUACUUUGAAACUCUUUGUGAAUUCUGUUUUUUCAACAACUAGGAUCCAUUUCCACUUGAAGGUGCUCCUAAAUUCAGAGAAGAUUUUAAGUCCCCAGUCGAUAUUCAUGAUCUCUACGUAGACAAGUUGUAAUUUUUCAUAGAUAUUUUCCAAUAACUAUCUGAGAUGCAUGUUAGUCUUUUUACUAAAUUUAUUGCCAACCCACUCUUCAAGUAAAAUUUACUAGGACUUCUUGAAAAAGGUGAAAUCUAAUUAAGAUUGAAAUGCCAUGAAAUUCUUGAAAUAAUCUGUAAUUAUUACAUCUAGCAUUGCCCAAGCAAAACGAUCUAUAAGCUUUAGAAUCCUGAUACCAGUAGAAAUUAAAAUGAAGUUAUUGAAGUCUAGUACAUUAACCACGAGAGACUUCAACUCUCUCAAAUAGUACUAAACUGUAUUUAGUUAAGUUUAGACAAGCAAAAUGACUCCUAUCUUUAGUUCAAUUCCCUAAUCCUACUUGAUUUUCUAUUUUAGCAAAUGCUUCCUGUUCCUACUUAUCAAAAUGAGAUUCAAAAAGAAAAAAUAAAUUAAAGUAAUAGAGACAGAAAGAGUGAGAAGACAAUUGACUUGUAGAAUGAUAUCAUAACAGAAACAACUCCUGAGUUUGAGGUUACUUCAAGCUAAUAUACUCUAUUGAGAUUGGAUUUAAUAUUUAAAUUAUGGCCACAUGUUUAAAUAGCACUAAUGUCUCCUUGGAGUAAUAUAAGAUCAAUUUGCUACGGGCUUAUCUGUUCAAUGCUUAAAGUAGAUGUGAGAUCAUUAUAAGCUGAGAAAACCUUAGCAAAUCCAUAAGUUGGGCAAUUAUACUCUCAAAAACUAAAAUAGCUUGUUAUUCCAAUGUUAUCUAGUUUGCUAUCAUCUAAAGAAUCAGAAUCAAAAGCAGGAGGAUUGAAUAUUCUCGGAUCAUUUUGUGGUCUCUCAUACGAUUUUUCCAAAGUCAAAAUAUCAUAAAAUAUGGAGUUCUUUAAGAAAAACUCAAAAUUUAUUUCCAAUUAGAUUUGGCAAUUAGUAUUCGAGCUUUAAGAUGACUGGGAUAUCACAAUUAAAGAAGCAUCAGUAGUUCUGAUUCAGCUAUGCGCACCAAGAAAUGCAGUGAGAUAUUUUGAUUCUAAAAAGAAAGAAAUUUAAGAAAAGAGAUUCAAACAGAUCCUCUCUGGCUAUGGCUUAGGAGAUAAUGGAUUGAGUGGGCAAGAUAGCAGCAGAAUGUCAUCUGCCAGAGACCCUAAUAUUUUCAUUCAACAUUCAGUUGCUUCUUAAGAGGAUACAAUCUUAUUAGCAGAAAAGAUGAGCAGUAAAUUGAAUACAUUAGGAAGUGGAAACGGGAACAAAAAUAUACUCAAUUAUCUUAACAAUAAUUAAGAUGACAUGAGUAUGAUCUUCUAGCUGGAACAAUAAAAUAAUGGAUAAUAGUUUGCUGGAAGUUAAAUAUUUGAUAGAAUUGGAGAUACUAUCAACUCGGGUCUUUUUACUCAGAAUGUUAUGAACUAGAUUAUGGAGUUGAACGAUCAACAAAAAGAGCUUGAUUUAGAUGAAGAUAUUAGAAGGUUUGAAACAAGAGGUUAGAUAAUUGAAAAUGAAGAGGAAAAAUUUGAAUUCUUUGUGGAUAAAUAUCAAGAUGAUCAAAUCCAAGAAAUAAUAUCGAUAUUUAGAAAUGACUUUAAGCCACCAAAGAGUUUAUGGAUCGAGAAGAAUCAACAAGGAAGCAGUUAUAACUCUCCUGAUUACUAUGCUGAAAUAUAUUCCUAGGCAAUUGACCAGUUUAACUAAUAGUAAAUGCAGCUACAACAGCAGUAGUAGUAAUAGCAAUAGCAAAUGGUGAAUAAUAGUCCUAAGAACAGCAAUAAGCCAAAUAUCUAAGGAAGUCUUGUUGAUGCCUUAGAGGAUGAUCUUGUUAAGAAAUUUGAAAAUGAGAAGAAGGAAAAAGAGAAGCUACAAAACAAAGACUAAUAAAAAGAAGGCGGAUAAAAGCAAGGCUAAGAGAAUUACAAAAUUUUUGAAAGACAUUAUGAGGAUGGCAAGGAAGAGUAAAAAUAAGAAGUCCAGCAAGUGAUUGAGCCUAUAUAAAUACAAAUUCCAUAACUUUUAGAUGGAAGCAUCGAUGCAGAACCAUAUUAGUUCCUAGACAACAGCCCACCAAAUGAAUCAUCUGAGAAAGCCCAGCAACCAAAAAAAUAAAAGAAGUCAAAGGAGGAAAAAAAGAAGAAUCAAAACUAAAACCAGACUUUACCCUAAGCUCAGCCUCAACCCCAAUUAUAACUUCAAAUCUUAGAUGUGGCUGAUCAAAAGUAAUUCUCUAACAAUCAAAUGAAGAUUACAGAAAAUCCAGGAAUAACCUUCAACGAGGAUACUUUUAAAUCAAGAAAGAAGUCAGGGCCUAAAGAUAAAAAGACAACUGAUGAAUUGAUAGAGGAAUAUGAGAGGAAGAUAUCCAAAACUAAAUAGCUCUUAGAAGAAGAAAAGAAGAAGUCUAAAGCAGUAAAUCAUAAUAUCUAUGAAACAGGAGAUAAAUAAAUUUAGCUAGAACAAACAGUAAAAUCAACUCCUGAUUUCAAAAGCAAGAAGGAAACCGCAGCUCCCCACAAUUAGGCAAAGCCCUAUUAAUAUUAUGACGAACCUCAAAAUAAUCUAACAAAAAGUAACGAGAAGAAGAAAGGUUCUCAGUAGUAUGUGACUGAAGUUCCAAAAAGUUACCAAUCAAAUUUAGACAAUGCCAAACUUAUGAAGCAAAUUAAUAACUGCUUUAAUGAUAACUCCUUUAAUAACAUCAACAUAGGUCCAGUUGUAAUGACUGCUACCAUUGGAAAUACAAUUGGCUCAACAAAGCACAAAUAAAAACUAAACAAAUCUUUUGAAAACAUUCUUGCUGCCAAUAAGUACAACCUUAAAUAGAAUGAUCAAGUGAAGUCAUCAAAGUAAAAGAACUUAAGCACUUCACCAAGAAGAGGUUCAUCAAGUGGAAAGAAGAACAACUAUAAAGGAAGUGGUAAUAGUAAAAAGAAGUAUCUAGACUCGUCUUACUAAGGACAUAAUACAAGUAAAAAUCAAACAAAGGCUCUCUAUAAUAUGAGAGAUUUGAAUUACUUUAUUAAGACAAUUGAAAAAGACCUAAGUGAUAAAUUUGGGAAGAUGAAUAGCAAGGACUUUAGCAGUAUGCCAACAACUCCCACUUCUAUUUUGAAAAAAGUUGAAGAUUAAAUGAAAGCAUUGGCUACUUAGAAUCUUCUAAAUCCAAAGAAUGACAUUAAAUCAUAAAUGUCAAACACAUGCCCCAAUAUUGCUCAAGUAUUGAGCCAAUUAGACACAUAAGGGUACAAGAAUUUUUCAAAUUAGAAUUAUUUGAGUCAUCCCAAAGAUGCCUCCAAAUAAAAUGUUCUUUAAAUAUCGAAUAUCAAAAUGAAUCAGGGCACUGAUAAUUUAAAGAUUGGAGCAGGAGCAGUAAGCGAGGUUUUGAACUCAAGUAAUCAUACUCCUUCUAAUAUUUCUAAUAAUGGUGGAAAUUUGAUCAUGGCACAAUCUUAGAAUUCUUUAUCAGGUUACAGUCUUGGAAAUUAACAUGAAAAGUUUUCUUUCAGUAAAACUCAAAAGUUAGACUUAAAAGAAGCAACUAAAAAUCUGUUCUCGUAUCAAAUUCCUAAUAGAGAAGGCCAUACAGCUAGAGAUAACUCUAAUGAAAACAGGAAAUAUAAGGUCUAGUAGUUUGCAGAAGAAGCGUAAGCUCGCAAUAAUUCUAAGAUUCCAAAAUCUAGUCAAUCAAAGAGAUCAAGAGGAUCAUAGGAAAAGUACCUAACUAAUAACAACUAAGUCUUGAUUAAUAAUCCAAGCGGGUCUUCCAGUUUCACUAAACUUAAUAAAAGCUUAAAUAAUAUCAGUCAGGUAGCAGCUCAAGUGCAAAACUAAAAUAAGAAGAAGGAGCAGCUUAGUAAGUCAAUGAUUAGUAAUUUUGUAAAGGCAAAUAAUAUGAGCCCCAAUAACAAAAAGCUCGUUCAAUAGAUGAUUAAAUCCUAACUCUCAGGAGCUCCUAGUUCAGCAACUACCCAGUUAAAUCAAACUUCUAACAACGGUCAGAAUAUGAAUAAUCAAUACAGUUACUCAAGCAAUCUGCUUUAUGAUUACAUCUAAAACUCUGAUCAAGUCUCUAAAAAGCUUUCUCAGAAUGUCAAAACUCCAGUUAAGAACUAAAAUUAUCAGAAAGUAACUGGAAAGAUUGGAAAUUACUCUGAAAUACUAGAUAUUUCUCCCUCUAGCGGGGAAAAGGAACUUCGAUACUUCUCUAAAAACUUGUUGUGA